GAUAUAAUAUAAUUAUUUAAAGACUUAAAUACGCACAGAAUUUUUCCAGAAUCUUCAAGCGCUGUUUCGAAUUAUUUCCACCGAAGCGACGAGGCGUUCCAUUAGGGCUUCGAGAGAGAGAAUCUAAAACCAUGUACGGAGGCGAGUUCGACGGUAACGCCGCAUUCGCCGGCGGCGGUUUCAUGCCUUCUCAGGCCACUACGCAAGCGCCUGAAUCCUCAUCUGCUUCCAGGAAUCGAGAUGCGCGUACCUUGCUUCCACUGACGUUGAAGCAAUUGAACAGUGUUUCAACCAAUGGUGAAUCGAAUUUCUCCAUAGACGGCGUUGAUAUCAACACUGUUGCAAUUGUUGGACGAGUUUCUAGGAUUGAGAACAGAAUCACCCAGGUCGAUUUUGUUGUAGAUGAUGGUACUGGCUGCGUUGAGUGCAUCAGAUGGUGUCAUGAACGUCAAGAAACUGAAGAAAUGGAAGCAGUCAGGCUGGGAAUGUAUGUUCGCCUACAUGGUCACCUGAAAAGUUUCCAGGGGAAGCGAUCUAUGAAUGUUUUCUCAGUCAGGCCUAUCACUGACUUCAACGAGAUUGUACACCACUUUACCGAGUGUAUGUAUGUUCACAUGUACAACACCAAGCCACGGGGUGGUUCUAUUACUCAGGCUACUGAAACUCCUAGGCCUCAGCCAUAUUCAUCAAUGCCAACGCCUGCAAGGCCAUUCCAAACCGGUCCAUCUAAUCAGUUCUCGAACCAGUUCAAUGAUCCAAUGCAUGGCGUAAGGCAGACAGUCUUAAAUUACCUGAAUCGACCUAUGCACCUGAGAUCUGAAGCUGGAGUCCACUGCGACGUGAUUGCACGGGAGUUGAGGAUUCCGCUGCAACAAGUCAAGGACGCAUUGGAACAGCUCUCGAACGAUGGCUGCGUUUACUCUACCAGCGAUGAGACUUGCUUCAAAUCAACCGCAAACGCAUGAUCAAAAUGGAGUUAUCUACGUGCGGAAAAAGCCUUUUUGUAUAGGCCCUAUGGUACGACAACCUUUGUGGCUUUAGACAUCUAUCUAAUAGCUUUUGGAUUUAUUAAAACCAACUCAAAAGGUUCAAUCAAAAUACUCUCGCCA
This is a messenger RNA of Brassica napus (rape), 1109 nucleotides long. Its product is annotated as replication protein A 32 kDa subunit B. NCBI's taxonomy places the organism in Eukaryota, Viridiplantae, Streptophyta, Magnoliopsida, Brassicales, Brassicaceae. Gene Ontology annotation, cellular component: chromosome, telomeric region; site of double-strand break; DNA replication factor A complex. Bases 132 to 965 code for a protein of 277 amino acids. The transcript is spliced from 10 exons. The record is from RefSeq and is a predicted model, not a curated record. Gene Ontology annotation, biological process: double-strand break repair via homologous recombination; nucleotide-excision repair; DNA replication. Gene Ontology annotation, molecular function: DNA binding.